UCCGGCAUUUCGAAUCUCGAAUUUUCUUGUGGCUUCUGUUUACUUGAGUUCGAAAACAGUUCGACUUUCUAAGAAAUUUAUUUAAGGAAGUUUCCCCCAUCGGCAAUUAUUAACUAAAUUUUGCAUCAUGGCUGACGAUGAGAUGCUGAAAGCGAAGCUGGCCAAGCCAGGAGAUGACACGAUAUUUGGUAAAAUCGUUCGUGGGGAAAUACCGACCACUUUCUUAUAUGAAGAUGAUAAAUGUGUUGCUUUCAAUGAUGUGAAUCCUCAAGCACCGAUGCAUAUUCUUGUGGUUCCUCGUAAACCCAUCAUUCAACUGAGUGUGGCUGAAGAUGGAGAUGCUGAAUUAAUCGGUCAUUUGCUGCUUGUGGCCAAAAAAGUUGCAAAAGAAAAAGGCCUGUGUAAUGGUUUUCGAAUUGUUAUUAACGACGGUCCGGAAGGUGGGCAGUCAGUCUAUCAUCUACAUGUUCAUGUUUUGGGUGGACGAUCUCUUCGUUGGCCACCUGGCUAAUCAAAACGAUUUGUUUACAUAAAUGACGACAGCAUGCUCAGUUAUUCUGCUUUGUGAAUUCUGAUGGAAGUCAAUUACUCAAUAAAAAUCCCAUUUUGUACUUA
Molecule: messenger RNA, 615 nt
Organism: Argiope bruennichi
Lineage: Eukaryota; Metazoa; Arthropoda; Arachnida; Araneae; Araneidae
Gene: HINT1
Product: adenosine 5'-monophosphoramidase HINT1-like
Exons: 1
Coding region: 128-511 (127 amino acids)
Biological process (GO): purine ribonucleotide catabolic process
Cellular component (GO): cytoplasm; nucleus
Molecular function (GO): hydrolase activity
Source: RefSeq, a predicted model, not a curated record